Messenger RNA from Pygoscelis adeliae (Adelie penguin), 2453 nucleotides. It is a transcript of the gene RNFT1, whose product is annotated as ring finger protein, transmembrane 1. Gene Ontology annotation, biological process: positive regulation of ERAD pathway. Gene Ontology annotation, cellular component: endoplasmic reticulum. The record is from RefSeq and is a predicted model, not a curated record. Lineage: Eukaryota; Metazoa; Chordata; Aves; Sphenisciformes; Spheniscidae. Bases 161 to 1228 code for a protein of 355 amino acids. Gene Ontology annotation, molecular function: ubiquitin protein ligase activity. The transcript is spliced from 8 exons.
GCGGGCAAUCACUCGGUACAAUCUAUUGUAGUUUUGUGUUGCGUUUUUUGUUGUUCCCUUCACCCCCUGCAACUAGUUAUCUCUUCCUUCAACUGCAACUUUUUAUAUCCUACUCUAGGAGACAAAAUAGCAAGAAUCUGGACCAGAAAAACAUCCCACCAUGCAACCAAAUUGCGGUCAUCUCCACAACAUCCAAGGGAGUGGUGAUGCCUCUUCAUCUUCUCAGAGCGCCCACGCAGCAAGGUUGUCAGGAGAGAGCUCAUGCCAUCACAGCGGAGAUGUUCGCAUACAGCUAAACUCUGCCGUGGGAGAAGCCAGAGAAAAUGCGAGUUCCCGGCAUUCAAGGCCAGGGUCCCAAAGUCGCUCACACGGACACGCCCACAGCGAAGCAGGGGGGCUUGACGAUUCUACUCCAGACUCAGAGGAACACAGUGGCAGCUCCCUCUCAGAGCUCAGAUACCUCCUCCAGUGGCUGCACAAAAGUCUGCCAUAUAUCUUGAUUCUGUGUGUCAAAUUGAUCAUGCAGCAUAUAAUUGGCAUUUCUCUUGGAAUUGGGCUGCUAACAACUUAUAUAUAUGCAAACAAAAGCAUAGUAAAUCAGGUUUUUCUAAGAGAACGGUGCUCCAAGUUGCAAUGUGCUUGGUUGCUAGUAUACCUAACUGGAUCAUCUCUCCUCUUGUAUUACACCUUUCAUUCUCAGUCACUGUAUUACAGCUUAAUCUUUUUAAACCCUACUGUGGAUUUUAUGAACUUCUGGGAGGUACUUUGGAUUGUGGGAGUCACAGACUUUAUUCUGAAAUUCCUCUUCAUGGGCUUCAAGUGCUUUAUUCUCUUGGUGCCUUCUUUUAUGAUGUCCUUUAAAUCCAAGGGCUACUGGUACAUGCUGUUAGAAGAACUCUGCCAGUGUUACCGUAUGUUUGUCCCCAUACCAGUUUGGUUCCGUUAUCUUAUUGGCUAUGGGGAGCUGGACAGUGCACUAGGAUGGACCCUUGGGAUAUUGCUGGGCCUUCUCUACCUCAUUCUAAAACUUUUGAGCUUUUUUGGACAAUUGAGAAACUUCAGGCAGGUCCUACGGAUAUUUUGUACGCGACCACACUAUGGGGUGACAGCUAGCAAGAGACAGUGUUCUGAAUCGGAUGAUAUUUGCUCAAUCUGCCAAGCUGAAUUUCAGAAGCCUAUUCUGCUUAUCUGUCAGUUUACUGCAGUUCAGAGUAAACGUGCCCUAUGAUUGUUCCACCACGGUAUCUGAGUGCCUGGGGAAAAAAGACUCAAGCUUAAAGAAAACAGGCAAAAGCUUCUAAGUCUGUAAUUGGAAUCUUAUGGGAGUAGAAGAGACUGGUUCUCAUGGAAGCCUUUCCUAGCAGGUGAGGUAUUUAGUUUGGGGAAUGUACAGCUGAAUGGUGUUAGAGCAGUCCUGGGGGUGGCAGGGAAGAAUUGGAGCUUGGCCACAGCCAGAGCUGUGCUGUGAUGGGCUCGUGCCUGUACCUCCACUAUAGUCAGAACAAACUGCUCUUUGUUUCCUCAGCGAGAUCUAGCUAUGCCUUAGCUUGCAUGUGAAGUUCAUACAAGAUCAGAACUGUUUGUUAUUUAAAUUUCAUCAGUGCUGAUACUCAGACUGCUGCUGCAGCAGAACUUCCCUUGAGAGAUGGACAAGAACUGAAUGAGUCAAGGAACAAAAGAGCGUAGGGCGAACUUAAGGUUGGAUUCUGAAUCUCUGAUGGGCCCACAGAGACCUUGGCAGCUCACUUGGUUACACAAGCAUAUUUAGACCUUCCCAAACUUGAUCAUGAACAUACAGUUUAGCUAAAGAGUGUUUUAAUGUUUUUUUCUUCAUACAGGUAUUGUGCGAGUACUGUGUAAACAAUUUGAGUACUAUAUUUAACUUAGUAAACAAAUGGCACCUUUAAAAAAAGCUUUGCUUGUGUGAGUAAAAUGCGUGACUAAGCCCGACACACAGUUCAUAAGGGCAGAUGUAAUAAACCAACCCUUUCUAAAAUACCGGGCAACAUAAAAAUUGUAACUUAUCCUGGAUUAGCUUUUCCUGGAAUGCUAAUACCAACAGCUUAAUCACUUUUUAAUUCAAAAAUCCUCUCAGAGAAAAUAUAAACUAAAAUUCAUUAGACUUGGACAUGAUGUUAGAGCAAGGAAAUGCACUUCCUAAUACUCAAAUAUUGAUUAAAUUAAUUGCCUCCAGUAAUGGGUAGCCAUUCAUUAGAAUUCCAGCACUCUGUGACAGACUUUCAAAAACCUUUUUAGAACAAUAGGUCUAAAUCACCUAGUCCAUUCCUGGAAUAUUAACUGGGAAGGUACAGAUUCUGAGAUGCACCAGCUGCGUAGUACAAACAGUUGUCCUGAAAGCACUACCCUGCUGACUAAGGGAGAAAAUCUGAGAAACAAGUAUGCUUUCUUACUGCCUUAUCCCCAAGCUGAGUUAAUAGUUGCUCAUGCAGCAG